This is a messenger RNA of Passer domesticus (house sparrow), 2284 nucleotides long. RefSeq names its product protein FAM13A-like. Gene Ontology annotation, molecular function: GTPase activator activity. Bases 146 to 1069 code for a protein of 307 amino acids. Lineage: Eukaryota; Metazoa; Chordata; Aves; Passeriformes; Passeridae. The transcript is spliced from 7 exons. Gene Ontology annotation, biological process: negative regulation of endocytic recycling; small GTPase-mediated signal transduction. The record is from RefSeq and is a predicted model, not a curated record. Gene Ontology annotation, cellular component: cytoplasm.
GAUAAGUUAAUUGCAGAGGAGCAGCCCAAUGGCUGCAGUUAGCUCUGGCCAGGCUGCACGGCUUUGUGGAGGGGAAGAAAGGUGAUGGUGCCUCGGAGCAGCACAGCUGAAAUACUGAAACACUGGCACUCUGCUGCAGCCUGACAUGGGAGCAGGCGCCUCCCUUUCCAUUUGCCAAUCACUCUCUUCUAUACAAGUUAGGCACACAACGAAUAAGGUUUCACCAGAGCUGCAGUUCAGCAGAGAAGGAAGCACAUUUGGUGUCCCUCUGGAAACCCUUGUAGAGGAUGCAGAGCAAUGUGGGGUUCCUUCUCUUGUGACACAGAUGGUGGAGUACCUGGAGGUAUUUGGUCUGGAGCGUGUCGGUAUAUUUCGGGUUGGUGGCUCAGCAAAUAAAAUCAAGGCAUUGAGGCAGAAGUACAAUCAAGGGGAAAAAGUAGACCUUAUUAACGAUGGAGAUGUUGAUUCUGUGGCCAGUCUCCUGAAGCUCUUUCUGAAAGAACUACCAGUGGCUGUUUUUCCAGACAAUAUUUGUUCUGGCUUGUUAAAAACUUUCCAAGAGCACAAAAUUAACACAACAGAAUGCAUAGAGAACCUGAGACAGUUGCUCAGCUGCCUGCCCAAAGCCCAUCAAAACCUCCUCCAGUUCCUGUCUGCCUUCCUGUUAAAGGUAGCAACCUACAGCGCAGUGAAUUUCAUGACUCUGGAAAACCUGGCCAUCGUGUUUGGACCUGCUCUGUUCAAGGUUCCUGUCAGUCCCUUGGCUUGUGAAGAACAAAGGCUUUACAAUGGCCUCCUGCUGUAUUUGCUCCAACACCAGGAGAUGCUUUUUGUUGACCUGGACCCUUGCUGCUCACAGAGACAAGCAGAUGGCCUUCAGGCAAGCAACACAGAAGAUGUGGAAGAGGACAGAUUUACAUUGUUAAGGAAGAUUCACCGAGAUUUGGAAAUCUGUGGUUACACAGUGAGCUUGAGAUACUCGUGCCUCUUGCAGAACAAUGGGACUACUUUAAGGGUUUUACUUGUUUGUUUUAUUUUGGUUUUGCUUUUUGUUUCCUGCUUGAUAUGAAUUUACCCCAAGUAAACCUGGUUAAAGGGCAAUACAUCCAUAUUAUUUUGCUCUAGCUUGACUAUAUCAGCUUAAUAUUAUUUUCCCAUGGUGUGCCUGCACAGCCUUACUGCAGGGUGAUGUGUGAUGUGGUGUGACAGCACUGUGUGGGAUCCCCCACAUCCCUCUAGAAUGACCUGUUUUCAUCACUCUUACUGCUACUCCACUGUUUGCAUUGACUUUUUGAAGUUUUGGGACUUUGUGUUUGUUGUGUGCUGGCUUUGUUUUUCUCACAGUAAUGUUUGUAACAGGAUUUCUUUCUGCUAUGCAAUCAGGCUGGUCAAGAGAAGGUAAAUGCAGUCAUUUUGGGCACUGCCUGUGGGCAUGGAGAGAUGGAUGGAUCCAGGCUAAGCACACACAGCCACAUCUUCUCUGAUAGAUGAAUGAUUAAGGGGAAUGUGAUCCACUGUCCAGAGCCAACUCAGCUCUGCUGGAUACUGACACAGGGGAUGCCAUGGGGAACUUUUCAAGUGGUUUCAGUGGGGAUGCAGACAGAAAUUAUGGAACUACACUUUGUAAGCAAGCAUUGUGCCAAAGGUCAAGCUUUCAUUUCUAACUUUCACUGUUAGAAAGGAUAGAAAUUAGAAAAGAUAAAUUAGAAAGGAAAGAACUUUUGAGUAUUUUCCAAGCAAAAGAGACUAGCUUUCAUCCAGCCUAGUAAAAUUAAAUCCAGUAACAAGUGACAUGUGCAAAAUCCUUAGAAAGUGUUGCUGGCAACCAUUGUAAAUUGUAGCUCAGUGGUUUCUUUUCCAGCUUUGAGAGUAAAACUCUACAGAAGUUUUAGGUUACCAGACUUUAAUUUGCAAGUAUAAUUCUCUGAAUAUCCCUCAUUUCCCCUUAACAGCAGUCAUUAAAAUUUGCUAACAUCUCACCCUUUCUUCAGAGAGCAUGACAGACUGAGGAAAUAGCAGUUCUCCAGACUUUAUACCAAAGCAUAGUUUUACCUUAAUUGCUGUCAAGCAGUUUAUUUGUCUCACAGCUGUAAAACAGGUGUCUGUAGCUCAGCAGAACAGUGCCAUGGUAAAUUGAAUGAGGCAGGCACUACUAUAUAUCCCUGAGAGCUGAAGGUGCUUUGAGGAUCAUGGGUCAGUCGUACCAGGCUGGGGCUGAAGAAGUAGAAUUAUAGAAGCUGUUUUCCUGUUGAUUCCUUAUGAAAAUAGAAAUUAUGUAACUUAA